Molecule: messenger RNA, 1997 nt
Organism: Monomorium pharaonis (pharaoh ant)
Lineage: Eukaryota; Metazoa; Arthropoda; Insecta; Hymenoptera; Formicidae
Gene: Mon1
Product: protein SAND
Exons: 7
Coding region: 1-1644 (547 amino acids)
Biological process (GO): protein targeting to vacuole; endosome to lysosome transport via multivesicular body sorting pathway
Source: RefSeq, a predicted model, not a curated record
AUGGCCGCGAAGGAGCCGAUCGUUGUCGAGUCAAUCGACAGCGGCAUAGCCGAGCCCGGGAUCGAGCCCGGCGCCUCUACGGAAACCAUGCUCGUCACUACCGACAGCUUCGACGAGUACGAGCAGGAGAUGAGCAGCAGCAUCGACGGCGACAGGCAGACAAAGGAGAGCACUACUAGCAAUAUUUCCGAGAUCCAGGAGGACGUCGUGCACGACGUUUCCGCGACACCCGCUAUCACUACCACCACCAACACCACCACCACUACUACUAUUAUUGCCGCCGUCGCCCCCGCUGCCGUCGCCAGUUCGCGAGAAGAAUCCGAGAAAAGUCUUUCGUUAGAUGACGCGGAGAUGGAUGAUGUCGCGCACCGUUUGGGUCAAAGUAAUAUUACAGACGGGGACCCGUUGCGUUGCAAGACGUGGCUGGCGCAAAAGAAGCAUAUUUUUAUCCUCAGUCAAGCGGGGAAGCCGAUAUAUUCCAGAUACAGUUCAGAGGACAAGCUAGUCACAGUCAUGGGAGUCAUGCAGGCCUUAGUGUCGUUCGUUCAGGCUGGCAGCGAUAUGAUAAGAUCGGUGCACGCCGGUGAUACAAACUUUGUUUUUGUCAUGAAGGGCCCGUUGAUAUUAGUGGCGGUAUCCAAAACAUUGGAAAGUGUACCUCAGCUCACUUUACAAUUAACAUAUGUAUAUAAUCAGAUAAUCUCUGUGUUGACACAGUCCCAGUUAAAUAGAGUAUAUGAUCAAAGAAGAAAUUUUGAUCUACGGAGGUUAUUAAGUGGCAGUGAAAGACUGAUAGACCAUUUACUGAACUUUAUGGACAGAGAGCCAGCAUUUUUUCUAGGAGCCAUCAAAUGUUUGCCCUUGCUUCCCUCCAUGAGAAGUUCCAUUACACAGACCAUUAUUCAGACUUGUGCUAAAAUCAAGAACUUAGUAUUUGCCAUACUUCUAGCUAACAAUCAAUUGGUUACACUAGUUAGAAUGAAUAAAUUUUUCCUACACCCGAUGGAUUUACAUAUAAUACAAAAUCUAGUGGACAGUUCCGAGUCACUGAAAACUGCUGAGAGCUGGACGCCGAUAUGCCUACCGAAAUUCGAUUCCAACGGAUAUAUGCACGGCCAUGUAUCAUAUUUGGCAGAAGAUUGUCAGGCAUGUUUAUUGUUACUCACCGUUGAUAGGGACGUGUUUUUCGUGCUAUCAGAAGCCAAACAAAAAAUUGUGGAGAAAUUGCGACGAAUAAACUGUCUGGAAGCAAUAAACGAGUCUAUGAACAAACCAACAGUAACAACUGCUGACAUUGGAUUACCUGAGAUGCGACACGUUUUAUAUAAAUGCAAAAGCACCGCUCAGUUCUGGAGUCCUGGUUUUCAACCGCCUUAUACAACGGAUGAAGAGAUAGAACGAUUAUUGGGACUUUAUCAAUGUUUGCAUCACAGACUACAUUCCCCUAGUCGACCGUUGAAACUUAUAUUUCAGCAGUUAGAUAAGGAAACGAUGUUGGCAUGGGUGGCUUCUGGUUUCGAGUUGUAUGUAACAUUUGAGCCUCUAGUAACAAAACCAGAUGCCAUUGAGGCAGUGAGCAAACUGUUGAAAUGGAUAAAGAAGGAAGAGGAGAGAUUAUUCAUUCUGAACUCGCCUACGUUUUAAACAUUGCCAAGCAUUUUGUUUCUAUUAUAUAUAGAGAGAAAUGAUAUAUGUGAUUGAUAGAAAUAUCUGUUGACCAAAUUUCGAAAAUGUGCGAGAUGUAUGAAGAAUUCCAAAAAUAUCUUCGUCGUAAGUUUUCGAGAGCAGGAAUAUAGUUACUAUUCGUCCAGCGACAUCGUUAUUUUUUUAUUUAAUAAAGCAAUUGUAAUAUAAUGCAAAUAAUGCGAAAAUGUACAUAAAUUUGAAUACGUUACAACGGAUUCGAUUCCGGAUGCAUGUUGUGCAAUUUUAAUACCGAAUUCUUGUAAAUGUCACCAGUGCUAAAAAUAUGUAGAUGUUGAUAAGAGUAUAAAAAA